Messenger RNA from Nylanderia fulva, 3228 nucleotides. RefSeq lists its product as uncharacterized. NCBI's taxonomy places the organism in Eukaryota, Metazoa, Arthropoda, Insecta, Hymenoptera, Formicidae. The record is from RefSeq and is a predicted model, not a curated record. Gene Ontology annotation, cellular component: extracellular region.
GCGGCACGCGGCUCGGCGGCCAGUCUGAUUCCUCGUCGCAGUGCGAUACGGUCGAUAGAGGUGAGCCACGUAACGCAACCACAGUGGUUGCGGUGAAUUGCAGUGACAAAGCACCGUAUGGCAUACUCGAAAGAAUCACCCUCGCCGCCCCGUUAGCCACUUUACGCGCUCUUCCACCCUCUCGAUUUCGGGAUGAGCUUCUCGUUCAGUCCGCUCGCGGAUGCUGAAGAGAUCGCCGCCACGUGAACGUAAGAGUGACGUUAGAGUGCAAUUCUCGGAGUAUCGGGAUUAUGACAACAAAUUUUAUCGCGUGUUAACGUAGGAUGAUCUUUUAGUUCUUUCCUUCAUUCUGCGGAAGAAUUUAUAUCUUCACAUUUAUGAACAUGAUUAAGCUACACGAGGACUUUCGUUGACCGAAAGUUAUCGCGAAAACUGUUGACAGUUCUGUUUUUUUUUUUUUUGCGAAUAAAAUUCAGAAUAAUUUUGUAUUUCUUGAAUAAACGUCGUUCACUGUCGACCUUGUAAUAAAGAUAACAAGCUGUCUAUGCAUUUAUAUAAGUUUCUAAAGCUGUUUGAAAAACGGAGAAAUUUACAAGUGUAUGAGGAAUCCUUAACGAAUCAUCAGAGAAAUCGGAAACGACCGAUUUGCCACGAUCACGUAAAUCCUUUUAUUUUACGUGUGGAAGUCGACAGUUGGAAAAUUACGGUUGACAAGAUUUGCACAGAUCAUCCAUCGAUCACUCUGGAAUUUCCUGACGCGAAACCGUGACACAACCGUGACAUAAAUUCGCGGCAAAAAAAGGAGGUAAAAGAAUUGUCGAAAAACUGUACGACGAGGAAGGUAUACAAACAAACACGCUUGAACGAAUAUCAACCAACGGAUAAAGCUUCGUGCAAACAGAGGUGAUAAUGUCACCAUGCCGUGACAUUGAACGCUGCUGUGGAAAUUGUUUACGUAUCUCGGGCCGGCAUUGAUAUCAAGACACUCUACUGAAUUUACGACACGAGUUCACGAUCAGAAUUCUGAUCAGAAGAGAAAAUACCGUCUCUUUGUCGACUGAUAAAUUCAUCGCGAUUCAUUCUAAUCUAAAGAGCCACAGUUUAUUUGCCGAGCAAAUCUACGGAACCAGUCCGGAAUAAUGCUCUCAAUUAUCUCGAAGCUAGCAGACUCGUCUUCUGUCAGAUAUCCUCGAGAUACCACCGAGUCGACGUGAGAAGAGAACGCGUGUGAACUACAAAGCUGCAACUUGAGGGUGGAUGGUCGACGUGGACAAAGAGACGCCCGCCAAGUAUCGAUCGACCUGUAUCUUGAAGAGGAUGCUCCCUUCGGUUUCAUAGAAGUAGAGUGCAUAUCGUAGCGCAUCACGCGUCGCGAGGGCAGAAACGCAACGAGGAUAGAGCUAGAGGGUGAACGAGGGAGAAGGAAAGAGACGGCCUGCAGCAGGCGACGUCAUGGACAAUCGAUUUACUGUCGACCAUCACCCUCCCGCGACAACCACCCGACGCAGUGCAAUGACCUCUAAACCGGGAAGAGCCUAUAAUGUGAGAUCUCCGCGAAUCGGAGGUCCUCUGUCGCAGUCCCUGGCUAUGAUUCCUCCGACCAUGCACGGACACGAGUUUAAUCAGCCCCUGUCGAGAGUAGUCAUGGUCCGUAAAACGGAUCAAAGAACCUUCAGCAAAGGCAGACGAGGCGGUGAACCUCUUUUGGAAACUGUUACCAGGGAAACCGUCGAACUCUUCAACGGCGGCCGAGCAGAAAGGAAGUAUACUUCCGAAACGAGAGAUAUUGUUACACCAAAAUCAAACAGUAUGCCGUCGCUCAACGUGCAAGGAACGAAAAAGAAGGUGGUCGGUUUUGUCGAUCAAGUGUCGCCCGAAAGGUCGAGGACGGACUCGGUAAGAUCGAAGUCCCCGUUGACGGCGUCGCCGGCAUCACCGGGUCCGUUGUCGAAUUCCUUGCACGGUAGUUUUCACGGCAGUCUAGGAAGCGAUGGCAUGUCCUGCAGCAGCGCCAGGUCCUCCUCGGCGUCUCCUGAUUCCGCGAGAUACUCGUCCUCACAGAUAACAAAGACUGACACGCGUAAACCGUCUGUGCGCAGAUCGGGGCCUCCGAAGGAAUUCAUCAACGUCUGCCUCGACACGCACAAUUUCUACCGAUCACGGCAUGGAGCACCACCAUUACGACUCAGCAAACAGCUGUGCAAGACAAGUCAAGACUGGGCUAACAUAUUAGCGGCUAGGGGUAGAUUAGAACACAGGGCGAACAUUGACUAUGGAGAAAAUCUGUAUUGUAUAUGGAGCUCCAAUCCGAAAACUAUCGUCGGUGGCGAAGAGCCAGUAAAUGAAUGGUAUGCUGAAGAAACUCAGCAUCAGUAUGGAAAGGAGCCUACAACGUUGAAGACUGGUCACUUCACUCAAGUGAUCUGGAGAGACAGUACUGAAUUAGGAGUGGGAAUGGCUAGGAAUCGAAAUGGUGAAGUUUACGUUGUGUGUAACUACAAUCCCGCUGGAAAUUUCUUAGGCAGUUUUACGGAGAAUGUUCUUUCACCUGUGGAGACUAGUCCUGCAAAACGAAUUAAUUUUACCGACUUUAAGCAACAGUAUACGAUGAACGAGCAAGCGUGGCAGCAGGAAGCAUUGCUGGUUCACAAUGAGUACAGAAGAAAACAUCGUGUGUCGGACCUGAGAUUGAGUCCGGAAUUAACGGCUGCUGCCAAGGCUUGGGCGAACACAUUGCUAAACACAAAUAAAUUAAUACCUCAAUCUUCGUCUUCAUACGGCGAAAAUAUAUAUUCGAUGCAGUGUUCCGAUCCCAAACUGAUCGUCUCUGCGCGUGAAGUCAUUUCAAAGUGGUAUUCCGAGAAGAAAGAGCAUAAAUUUGGCGUCGAGCCGAAAGUUCUCAAUACAUGUCAUUUUACCCAAAUCGUCUGGAAAAACACGACUGAAAUGGGUAUUGCUAUGGCCAAACGAGAUGGUACGUGUGUUAUAGUGGCAUGUUACCAUCCAAGAGGUAAUAUAGUAGGACAGUUUACUGAAAAUGUAUUAAAACCUAUAAAAAAUGUCUGUUAGCUGAUUAAGGUCCUUUUGUCGAUAAUAUAUUUAAGCUUUAUUUAAGCUGUAUUUAUGUAUCGUACAGAUGACGUUACGCAUAAUAUACAUAUGUAAUGUACAUAUGACACUUUGUGCAUACACGUAGAAUAAAUACAUUCCACGUACACAUAUUUAUAA